GCGCCACUAGUGCGCAUUGAAUUUCCAAAACUUGGCGGAGUCGGUUGACGCUGCUGCUGCUGCUCUUGAUACCCUAGCAUUUGAACGCGAAUAAGUGCACAUCGCUCGUGUCGAACCACACAUACACUCACACACACCAGACACACAGAAGCACACGCACACACACAUCCGCCCACCCCACCACAAGGCAUAGAAACAGAAUCAGAAACACCAAUACACAGCAGAGCACAGCCCGUUCUCGUUCUCGUUCUGCAAAUUAAAAAAAAUACGGAAAAGUGAAAAACUAAAUAAUAACUAAACCGUCGCGUCGCGUUGCGUCGGUGCAAAAAUGCAUUACUAACUGUUGUGCGAAAAACAGCUGCAGCGAGUGGAUCGGAGUGGAGUGAAGUGGAGUGGAGUGCAGUGAUUAACGGAAUAGAUAGCCGAGGAGAGAACGAAAAAGUGAACUGAAAAUCUCUGGCCCGGCCACAUUGCCUCAUAUGUUUUCCAAUGCAACGGUUUUCUUCUGUAUCUGUUUUCCGAUUCGAAAUCCCAUCUAACGACUCCAACUGAGAAGAGCCUGAGCGAAGCACGGAGAGAGCCUCAAGCCGAGUUUUAUUGAAAAGUUUUGGCUCCAUCGACAGCGCCAGCCACAAUCAGCAAAAUGAUCGUACGUCGUCGGUCCCGUCGCGCCCGCAUGUGGAACAUGGGUCUGCUCUUCCUGAUCUACUAUUGCGUGAGCAUCUACUCGGCCAAAGGCGACACCAGGGAGGGAUCGGCACUGCCACUGGACGUAGGCAGCUUGGCCGAGGACGAGGGCGAUGCCGAGGCUAAUGGAGAAGUGAAUACCGAGCUCAACCCGGAGCUCGAGACCACCACGCCGUUCUAUGCACCGGACGCCACCGAGGCUACUCACCACCUGCAUGGGGCCGUCCCGACUUGGCGUCCCAAGCGCGACAAUUGCACACCGCCGGCCAUCGAACAGUUCCCACAGCCCCUGAUGAACAAAUGGGCGCGCCAGCACGGCGGCCUCAUCUUGCAUAUCCUGGUGGCCGUCUACACCUUCUUCGGCCUGGCCAUCGUGUGCGACGAGUACUUUGUGGCCAGCCUGGACCGUUUGUGCGAAGAGCUGAAGCUAUCGCCGGAUGUGGCUGGUGCCACGUUCAUGGCUGCCGGCAGCUCGGCCCCCGAGCUGGCCACCGUGGUUAUAGGUGUGUUCUUCGCCAAGGACGACAUCGGCAUCAGCGGCGUCAUCGGCUCGGCGGUGUUCAACAUUAUGUUCGUGAUAUCCGUCUGCGCCCUGUGCUCGGGCACCGUUUGCCAGCUGAACUGGUGGCCACUGGUGCGGGACUGUUUUUUCUACUGCGUUUCCAUCCUGGUCAUGCUGAUCAUCAUCUUCAACGACGUCAUCUCCUGUUUCGAGUCCGUGGUGAUGCUGCUCUGCUAUGUGGGCUACUGCGUGGCCCUACACUUCAACACGGAGCUGGAGCGCUGGGCCCUCGGCCUCAACCUACCGUUCAAGCUGCCCAGCAAGGAGGAGCAGUCGGCUCUGGUGACCUACAAGAAUGUGCCCGAGAGCUCCUACACCCAGGGCAGCGCAGGACAGGGGCAGCAGCAGCAGACGAGUCUGUCCAAGGAGUCCAGCGAUGUCUUGGACGCCACCGGCACACAACCCCAGAGCGACUAUCAGAACUACAGCGACCCCAAUGCCGGCUGGGACCCGAAUUCCGCCUGGGGCGAGGAGAAUCAACCGAAACCAGCGGCUGCCAGUGCAAGACCUGCCCAACCGCAGGUCGACGACUGGGGCAUGGGGCAGUUUACCCAGGGACAGGGCCAGGGCCAGGAGAACAUGGCCUACAACUCCGAUCAGCCCGAGUCUGUGGUGACGGGUGAGGCGGCUUCGGCAGCAUCGGCAGCAUCGGCGUCGGCAUCCGCGGGUGCUGGUGCUGGUGCGGGUGCGGGUGCGGCCAAGGGGCAAGUGGUGGCAGCCACUGAGUACUACAAGUCGACGGACAAGCAACGUGAGCCUCGGCCAGAUCCGCUAAUGCGACCCACGGAGGGCGGCCUGCCGGCACUGGUGGCCUGGUAUGUGGUGUAUCCGAUCCACUUCCUGUGCAAGAAGACGAUGCCCGACUGCCGGCAGCCACAGUUCCGCAACUGGUAUCCGUUCACCUUCCUGCUCUCCAUGGUUUGGAUCUCGUUCUACUCGUACUUCAUGGUGUGGAUGAUCACAGUGAUCGGGUCCACGCUGGCCAUCCCCGACACCGUGAUGGGCCUGACGUUCGUGGCUGCUGGCGUUUCUGUGCCGGAUGCCCUAAGCUCAAUAGCCGUUAUCAAAGAGGGCUACGGCGACAUGGCCGUGUCGAAUGCGAUUGGCUCGAAUGUCUUUGAUAUCCUAGUGUGCCUAGGUCUUCCAUGGUUCAUACAAACGGCCAUCAUAAAGCCCGGCUCGCACGUGAAUGUCAUCUCCAAGGGUCUCGCCUACUCCACACUCUCUCUCUUCUCCACGGUCGUCUUCCUGAUCCUCUCGACGCAUCUCAAUGGCUGGAAGCUGGACAAGCGCCUGGGCAUAAUUCUGAUGCUCUGGUACCUGUUCUUCAUCACGCUGGCGUCGCUCUACGAAUUGAAUGUCUUCGGCUACAUGAACCCACCCGAGUGUCCCAGCACUUACUAAGUAACCAAGAGGAUACCAGCACUAAGUACCACACACACCCCAUGCACAUUCACAUACAUAUUUAUAUUCAUAUUCAUACCAUCAGAGGAGAGUCGUGCAUCAGGAACAAAACGAAGCCACCAUCCACAGCCUAGCCACAACCACAUGAGGAGGAGUGCAGGUUCGUCAUUGUAAGAGGAACCGGUAGAGGAACUGCUCGGUCAUCAUUUAAUGUUAAUUAGUGGACAAAUGGAAUACUCAAAUCGCGUUUUACAUGGAUUUUUACAUUGCACCAACCGAAGAGAGAAACGAUAAACCAAUAAGAUGAUUAUACAUAUACAUAUAUA
Molecule: messenger RNA, 2979 nt
Organism: Drosophila subobscura
Lineage: Eukaryota; Metazoa; Arthropoda; Insecta; Diptera; Drosophilidae
Product: probable sodium/potassium/calcium exchanger CG1090
Exons: 7
Coding region: 644-2653 (669 amino acids)
Biological process (GO): intracellular calcium ion homeostasis; calcium ion transmembrane transport
Cellular component (GO): membrane
Molecular function (GO): calcium, potassium:sodium antiporter activity; calcium channel activity
Source: RefSeq, a predicted model, not a curated record